AUGGAUCUAAGAAAAAAUAUAGAGUUAUUGUUGAUUUUCCUCGCCGUUGCCUCGAUGAGAUUACACGCUUCUCAAGUGAAACUAAGAGGUCGACAAUUUAUGACUUACAAACUAAAAUCUGGUGAAGAAUCCAGACAGACUGUUGUCAAAUUGCGAUUCCAAACCAUUCAUCCAAACGGUCUAUUUUUGUAUUCCAAAGGAGCUAAAACUGAUGAGUACCUUCCGCUUGACUUCUUUCAUGGACAAGUGCGGUAAGUGUGUUGUUAAUUUUUAUAUGUUCGCUGUGUGAGAAAAUCUUGCUAACUUGUAAACAGUUGUAAAACCAACUACUGGGCCAAGCUUGAAGAUAUGGGAACAAUUGAAAAGAAGCCUUUUGUUUUGAUUUGGUAUUUCAUUGAACGCAUCUUUUUCUUAACCGACAUGUAAUACAGUAGGUCUGUUGAAAAGGAAACACUGGGCUUGUACUAAAACAUGGAACGCUGGAAUGCCGGAACGCCGGAAUACUAAAAUCCGGAACACAAAAUUACUAAAACCCGGAACGCAUUUUAGCUAAAGUAAAUAAAAAAGAAAGAAAGAAAUGAAUGAAUUAAUUAAAACCUGUAUUUCUUAAACCCAUAACUGAGUACUUCAAUUCAAACAGGAAAAUUAACCCGGUAGAAAUCAACGCAGAACGCAGAAAUCAACGCCUAGUGUUGGUAAUCGGGUAGAACAUUUUUUUGGGAUCCUAACAUCCGAGUUUCGAGUUUUUUUUUAUUUAUAGUUAUUAUUUUUUAAUUUAUUUAUUUUUCAUGCGUUCCGGGUUUUAGUAAUUUUGUGUUCCCGGUUUCAGUAUUCCGGCGUUCCGGCAUUCCGGCAUUCCGGCAUUCCGGCGUUCCAUGUUUUAGUACAAGCCGAAACACUGCGUCUUAUUUUCCUUUCAUUGGCAGUUAUUGCAAUUCAGUUGCAAAAGAAAAUUAAUGUUAUACUUCUUUUUUUAGUUUCUUAAGGUUUUUGCUCCUAGCAAUCUCUCAUUUUUUCUCUUAUUUUUUAUUUGGGUGUAUUUUAGGAUCUGCAUGGAAACAAUGUAUAAUACUGUACAUAAAAACAAAGCGAUAAAUAUCUAGAUCGGUUUUUAAAAUAUAUAAUAAGAUUACUUUGUUUUCAAAACAAAAAUAAGCGAAGGGAUCCUAAGGAAUGUUUUCGAUAAAUUAUUAGAUUUCAAGGAAACUAGCUGUGUUUAUGGCUAACUGAGGAAGUUCUACGAAAAAACCUUUUUAAAAUUUAUAAACAUCCGUUCCUUACUGGGCGAAUGUUUUUGUCAAUGAAAUAUUUGUUGACCUUGAUUUCUCGUAUUCUUUAACUAUUUACACUGAUACAAUAAUAAACAUUUUGUGUCAUAGAGGAAAUUUGUUGUUAAAAUUAGCGAGAACUCUGUCGAAAUCACAAAUAUUUCUUCGACCACUUUUUUUAAAGAAACCAACUAAUCAGACUCCGCAUUAUUGUUCCUUGCAGUUUUGGAGACUGAAUAACCUUCUUUUAAUUAUCUAUCAAAAUACUAAACAAGUAGUAUAGGAGGGAUGUUUUACUCCACUUUUUUGAGCAGGAAUCUCAUAAGCGUGAGCAGAAAUAAAUUAAAUAAUCCUUCCGUGUCUAGACAAUUUUCCUAUGGCCUCUAAGCCAAGAGUUCGACUUUCUUUGUUUCUUUCGGUUUGCCUUGUUCUUUGUAGUUGUUCUUUUAGCUUUUGCUUUAAAAGAGGCUUCAUUUCUUCGUGAUCUUGACAGUUCGUACACCAUUUCUUGUGUCUGUACUGGACUGCGAGUACUAGUUGAGUGAUUUUUUUGAGGAAUUAUCCGCUUCACUUUCGUAAACGACGACUUUAACUUUAGGUUGCAGUUUCGCCUCUUGUAAAUACUGUCUUCGCUGUAUGUGGUCUAACAGAUGAACAUCCGCGAGAUGGUUAGCUAAUCUGACAAGGUACUUCGCCCCACACGAUGAAAUAGGACGGUUUAUGCAAACUCUCUUGUAAACCAUGUUGACAGUUUGAUGGAUAAACACAACAGUGACAUCUUUUUUCGCAAAUAGUCAGGUUAUAUAGAGUGUCAGAAAGGCCAAACACAGGCCAGAAAGGCCAUAACCAGGCCUGAAAGGCCAAAACCAGGCCAAAAGGGACAAAAGGAGACAAACGGGCCAUUUCUAGUCAUGUGUCUUUAUUUUUUCUCAGACACACGCGUGGGUGUCACGCAUCGCUAGUCACGCAACAACUCUUAACAUUGGAAUCAUCAUCUUUAUUCAGUGUAAUCACAAAUAACAGUGCCUAAUAAAAAAAGUUUUGACCGUGAAUUAGUAAUUACUCUCAAAAUAGUUUUCCAAAAUACUUAUAUAAGAUCGCCUCUAGUUGUAAAUAGUAUUUUUUUUGCGUAGCUUUUUACCGAUGUUUGUACAUAGGAAAUUAGUUUGUAAAUAAAUCAUUGGUCGAAUUUAAUCGUGGCUUGUUUCCUGACUCGACGCGCACGACUUACACGCGAGAUCUCCACGGUGCGCCCAGGGGAAAAAACAAAGGGGUUAAAAAGGUGCCCUUUCUGCCCUUUCUGCCCGAUCUGCCCUUGAAAAUCAACAAUAAAUUUCGUGUCGCAAAUAGUUUUACUCAGUUUGUAUCUAACAUUCGUCCUGUCAGCCUGAAGAAACUAACAUGUAAACACUGCCCCAUACCGGGAUGUCAUUCUAAAUUUUUAGUUCGAUUAGCAAAUCAUUUAACUCAAGUCUACGAGUUAUCGGAAAUAGAACAAAAAUAUUGGCUUCAAUUUGCAAAAUUACAAAAUACCAAUGCGAUUUGUGCGUUCUCUCAUUUAUGGAAAAGAAUUCUUUUGGGUUCAGCUUCCUUGUCAUACACACGAAUCGCAUUGGUAUUUUGUAAUUUUGCAAAUUGAAACCAACAUUUUCGUUCUAUCUCCGGUAAGUCGUCGUUUACGAAAGUGAAGCGGAUAAUUCCUCAAAAAAUCACUCAACUAGUACUCGCAGUCCAGUACAGACACAAGAAACGGUGUACGAACUGUCAAGAUCACGAAGAAAUAAAGCCUCUUUUAAAGCAAAAGCUAAAAGAACAACUACAAAGAACAAGACAAACCGAAAGAAACAAAGAAAGUCGAACUCUUGGCUUAGAGGCCAUUGGGUAAUUGUCUAGACACGGAAGGAUUAUUUAUUAUUGCUUGAAAUAGAACAGAGAAGACAGAUUUGUAAUAGUCAGUCGAAGGAUUAAUUUUCAUUCCUUUUCCUUACUAAUCGCUGUGUAUUUGACUCUUUUUGUUUUUAAUAAAGUUUUUAAAACGGUAUCUGUGUUUAUUGCUAGCAAUUAUUAGUCACGCGUUUAAUCAAUUGAUCCUUGUUAAGUAAUUUGUUUUAUAAUAAUACGUCAAUAUGCUCCCUUGAGGUUUUUCCUGUAGAGCUAAUUUGUAUUCAACUUUUUGGGCUUGUGAACUCGCAUAAUUACCUAACUAACCGUGCGUGAAAAUGACAAGACUCUCAUUUCCUGAGAUAGAUGGGGAAAACGGUUCUGUAAUAGUCAGACAAACUUGGAAUAAAGCGUUUUCAGCUCCAAUUUGUGUAUAUGUGCGUGUGUUUUCUUUAUAUAUCCGAGUUUUAGCGCUAAAUAAGAUAUAGGAAACCGUUUCUCGCGUUGCUAGGUGAUCGCUCUUAUUUUCCUUUUAAUCAAGUUACUUACCGGGCAAGUCUAGGCAAGCCUAUUGUUUGUAUUGAAGUAGAGUGACGCUCGACGUAUUAGUAAGCUUAUACCGAAUUAGUAUGCAGGAAGACACUGACUAGGCACUUAAUUAAUAUGCAGGAAGACACUGACUAGGCACAUAAUUAAUAUGCGGGAAGGCAGUGAGCAGGCUUUUAUGCCGUUCAAACAAUAAAAAAUACGGCAACCAACCAGAAUGCUUCGUCAAACGAGACAGCCAAUGAGCGUCUUUCUAAUUCAAAACAACUAUGACAUCAUAGUACCCCGGAAUAAAAAUGACAUCAUCUUUCGAAAAUAACUAAAACCUGUCAAACCGGUUAUACCAACCAUGACCACCACAAGAUAAAAAUAGAACAUGACAUCAUUGAUAAACCCGUCAAACUGGAUACACUUAAUGAGAUUCCACCGCAAGUUAAUGAGAUACCACAGCAUUUUAUUCAUGAGAUCAAGACAAUAGCCUAUGACGUCAUCGGCGUUAAUUUAUUCUUGCUCACGCUUAUGAGAUUCCUGCUCAAAAAAGUGGAGUAAAACAUCCCUCCUAUACUACUUAAACAAUGCAAUGAAUCACACAAAAUUAAACUUUGGCAAGAUUGUGUCCUCCAUGAAAGAAACCGAAAAGAACUGUGCAGUUAUCAAGAACACCUACUUAAACAACAAAACGUUAAAAGAAAUCGGAUCGAUGCAGUAUUUUUCUGUACAACGACUUUGUUUAAUUCUUUUGAAUAUGUAUUCCUUAUUUUUGUGCAUUUCUUUGUGUGCCUCUCCGCUUAUAAUCACCAUUCGCCAAGUUCUCCUGUGCGAAAUAAAUCUUACUUAUUUGCUCGCUACUGAAACAAAUCGCAUACAUUUUAUUACAUUUCUAUACACUGCAUGUUUUUAUACUGAUCCUUUUAGAUAUCAAUUCCCUUCUUUUUUUUCUGCGGAAAAUAUAUACAUGGCCUUAAAUGGCUUUAUCUGCAACACCGUAGGAGGGCUAUAAAAAUCAAUUUUCCCUCUUACUCAUGUUUGAAACACCGCUUGAAUCGAUCAGAUUUGUCUACUUAUUUUUUCAUGCCUAAAUCAGUGCCGCAAAAACCUACAUUUUUCAUUCGGAUUAUUAAAACGUUAGUUUAAGGUGCUUCCAGUGUACUAUAUGCUAUGUGAAACAAAGUCCAAAUUGAAUUGGCUUACGCGUCAAUGCUACCAAAGAUAUAUCACUGAUAUCUUGCCUUUUACCAUCGCAUUUAAGUAUCUUCAAUGAAAUUCUUGCCCAAAGCCUCACCACUCAAACCAUCCAGACCACCAAAAGAGUUCGGCCAAAUUAUUUUGAUUAACAUUUUAAUUUGCAAAGGCUGUUCCUGUGAUUUUGAUUCAUAUCUAAUAUUAUAGUACAGUAGAAAGGCACUCCCCCUUUUGUAGUCUUUACAUAAAAAAUGAUUUGGGUAAUGCCACAACGUCGACAGUUGUUUUCAAAAUUUUGUAAACUUAAUCUUACUCGUGCGUUCAUAUUUGUAUCAACGCGGGAAAGAUUUUUAUCCGUAGCAAGGAGUAACACUUUCGUCAUUCUUAAAGCCGGAGGGCUAGCAUUAGAAUAAGACUGAAGCGAUGGCAACUAUGGCUGUAAUUGUAGCCAUUAUAUAUCUAUAGUUCUGCCAAGAGUACAGCUACAGUAGCUUCUUCCAACAGUUGUUGGCGAAGAGAAGCAACCGACAGGAAUGGGCCACAUUGAUUAUUGAAAGAAUAUGCCUUGCACUUUAACUUUCCUAAAUUCAGGCGCUGGAAUGGCUACUUUUUUUAUUCACUAGAAACAAACGGACUAGUGAUGGAUACUGGCUCUUACAAAUUCUGGAUGACAUUCGUUGUCUGAGAAACGUUUUGAGAGCUUUUUUGUUUAGACGAACAUUAAAUAUGUCUUUAAAAGAUUAAAAUAUAUACUUUUUAUUCUCUAGUUAUCAAGCAUAUAUCGGAGGCAUCCACAAACGUGGAAAGGUGAAAAUAUUAAACGCAAAUAAGAAGUUGAACGACGGCGAAUGGCACAAUGUCACCUUAGAACAACGUGGAAGAACUGCUAUUCUUGAGGUGGAUAAGUUGCGAAGACCAAAAAUCGUUCAAACAGACUACCAAGAUCUUCACCUCGACGGCAACAUUUUCAUUGGUGGAAUGAGGUCUUCCGACUAUAAGAUCUACCGUCCUGAGAGCCGUAAUUUUAGCGGGUGCAUUGAAGACCUUACAUUCCGUGAUGCAAACCUGAUCAGAAAGGCUAAAAUCAAAAGUUCAGAAGUCAGAGUGUACGGGAAUGUGGCAUUUAAGUGCGAGGAACUCGAUUAUAGGGUAGUAACACUUCCGAAUCCGAACACAGGUUAUCGAGUGACUGUACGUAAGUUACACGCAGACAACGACACAUUUUCAACGAGUUUUUACUUUCGUACAUACAUCAAACAAGGCCUUCUGUUAUCACGAAGCGCAAUUAAGGUCAAGUUAAAUUUGCGAUUGUCACAUGGCACUUUGAUUUUUAAUGUUAUGGCUCCAAACCGAUCAAGGACAACAUUAAAACUGGGUUCUGAACUUGACGAUGGAGAAUGGCAUAAAGUCAAUGCUAGUGUCAGAGGGCGAGAAGCUUGCUUGCAACUCGACGAGAAAUUCCGGACAGAACCUUUGAACCAGUCACGGCCUUUAAUGCUUGACUUCGCAAAUAAAUCUCGCCUGAAAAUAUUUCUUGGUGCCUUUGAAGAGAGAAAUUUUCCUGGUUUCGUUGGGUGCGUUUACAAUUUACAGGUAGACGGUCAUAGGAUUACAGUGAAAAAUCUGAAGAAAAGCGGCAAAGACACUAAUAUAAAUUUGCGAAACACUUGCCGCCUACAGAAUCGCUGCCAGCCGAAUCCGUGUAAAAACCGAGGCAUAUGUACACAGACGUGGGACAGGUUUUACUGUAAUUGUAAAUACACCGUAUUUGAAGGGGAACGUUGCGAUAUUUCCAUUUACAAGGCCACAUGGGAAUAUUACAAAGCCACGGGGUUGAAAAAAAGUGCUUUAUGUUUGCUUGACUCAGUAGGUGGUGGAACGCCAUGUACAGCAUAUUGUAAUUUAACCCGGGAUGCCGCAAAAACGACAAUACGUCACGAUAAAAUGACUAAAACGAGAGUAGGAGAUGGGAUUAUAAAAGGAUCUGAUUAUCUACACGAAAUAACGUACUCAAUUGGUAUGGAACAAAUUGAACAACUAAUUAGGAAAAGCAGCAAAUGUCGCCAACAUGUUAGGUUUCAUUGCUUCUUUUCUAAGCUUCUAAAUUCGCCCGAUGGGCCUCCUCACGCGUCGUAG
Molecule: messenger RNA, 7013 nt
Organism: Porites lobata
Lineage: Eukaryota; Metazoa; Cnidaria; Anthozoa; Scleractinia; Poritidae
Source: the annotation of a GenBank genome assembly